AUGGACCGAACAACGGAAAUUCGUCAAGCGUCCAACGCCAUCUUGGAUGAAAUGAUAAAUGAUUUGAUAUUGACUACGGCAAUGUCAGCUCAUAGGGAGAUCAAAAGAGGUAGAGCGAUAUGUGGAACUUGUGGGACUAGAUGCCGCACACAUCUUCCACUCCCAAUGCCGACCACUUUGCAAAGUCAGAAUGCUUCCUCUUCAUCAUCGUCAUCGUUGUUAGCUUCGGCACAUAUGAAUUCAGCACCACCAUCUCGUAAUCCUUCACCUCAACCUACAGUAGAUGGUCAACCCAUACCUAGAACCGGUGGAUAUACCAUAGGUCCAGAAAAGGGAACAGGUGGCUCAACAGGCAUAGGUAGUGGAAGUGGGAAAAUCGACGGGAAUGGGAAUGUCUUUUUUGAAUGUUUGGUUUGUUCAAGAUCUGUCGCUUCAAAUCGAUAUGCACCACAUUUAUCAUCGUGUCUCGGACUGAACGGCUCAACGCGUCGUGGAGCAGCUAGAUCAGCAGCUGUCAAAGCCCGCUUGGGUACAAAUGAUAGAUCAUCCCCGUCUCCUUAUGUAAUGGGGUCAAGUAAAGGUGAUGGUGGAAGUGAUAACGGUGAUUGGGAAAAAGGAAGUGAUGGGGAUGGCAGUAUCAACGGUAAAAAGAAACGAAGUAAGUCGCAUCUUCUCUACAAUAUGGCUGAAUAUGAUAUUUGUGCUGACCUCGAAUUCGGUGUCGGUGUCGUCGCUAAAUCAGAAAUUAUACCUCCUCCUCCUUCUUCUUCAUCUAAAAGAGGUAGAUCACCAAGUAAAGUUCCAUCAAUCAAUAAAAAACCCAAAAUCGGUUCAGCAACUACUUCAGGGACCGCGACACCAACACCAGCAUUCAGACAAGCAUUGCCACCUUCCAAAUUAUCGAGACCACCCACUAAUCGUCCUAUCGAAAUAUCUCAAUCACCAAGUUCAUCGCCCGAGAAAUCCAUCAUAUCGAUUACAAGUUCAGCUGGUACGGGUCCAGGUAUGACAGGAAGGAAAACAUUACCUGGUCAAGGCCAGAGUCAAGGUUUAGGUUUAGGUGAUUUGAAUGCGGAUCCCAUAUCGAUACCCACGGGUGGAGGAGAUGAUAGCAGUGAUGGAGAAGUUGACGAUUAUUGA
Kwoniella shivajii is the source of this 1140-nucleotide messenger RNA. RefSeq lists its product as uncharacterized. The record is from RefSeq and is a predicted model, not a curated record. Gene Ontology annotation, molecular function: transcription coactivator activity. Bases 1 to 1140 code for a protein of 379 amino acids. The transcript has 6 exons. NCBI's taxonomy places the organism in Eukaryota, Fungi, Basidiomycota, Tremellomycetes, Tremellales, Cryptococcaceae. Gene Ontology annotation, biological process: positive regulation of DNA-templated transcription; regulation of transcription by RNA polymerase II. Gene Ontology annotation, cellular component: SAGA complex; DUBm complex.